AGUGUCAAAUUCAAGAACUGAGCUGAGCACGUCACUGUCGAAUUUUAUUCGAAUUUUCUACUUAUUUUUGCUGACUUGGCUGUUACCAUUUUUCGUGAUUUAGUUCUUACGUAGCAAACAUGUCGAAGAAACGGGGUAACAAGAAGAAUCAGGACUUGGAUGAUGCAUUCGAGUCGAAAAAGGCUGAGAAUCAAAACAUAACCUCAAAGAAGGGGAAAGGAAAGAAGAAAGGCAGGGGUGACGAUUUCAGUGACGAGGAGGCCGAUGUCCCGCAGGCGGUGGUGGUGUCUGAUGACGAGGACGUGCCAAAACCCGCCGCAAAGAAGUCACAGAAGAAAGCCAAAGGUAAGAAGAAGGGAGUAGAGUUAUCAGAUGAUGAUGAUGAUAGCAAGUCAAUAGUAAGCAAUGCUACAAGCACAGCAUCUAAAACAACUGCCAAAGCUGGUAAAAAGAAAAAAGGUAAAGGUAAAAAGGAUGACUGGUCUGAUGAAGGAAGCGAUAUUGAGCUUAAAGAGGCUUCUGAAGAUGAAGUUGUCAAACCAGUUUCUAAAAAGAAAACAAAAAAUAAAAAGAAAAAUAUAGCAGCCGAAUCUUCAGAGGAAGAAGAUGACCAAGAUGAUUCUAAGUCAGUAGUUAGUAAUGUAUCUAGCAACACAGCCAAGCCAGCUGUAAAAGCGAAAGGCAAGAAAGGUAAAGGUAAGAAAGACGACUUUCCUGACGAAGAUGAUGAGAGUGACAAGGAAUUGAACAUGGAAGGUUCUGGUUCUGACGAAGAAGAAUUAGCUCCUGUAGUGAAAAGCAAAGGUAAACAUCAUAGGAAAAAGAAUAAUAUUGAUAAUAUAGAGGAAGAAAUAAAGAAAUUCACUAUCAAUGAGCCUGAAGAGGAGGAAAAGUCAAAGAAAGCUAAGGAUAAGAAAAAAGUAAAAGAGCACAUCCCAGAAGAAGGUGACCAGUCGGAUGAUGAAGCGUCGAGGGAAACAGAGGAUAAGGUGCAAGAUCUGAAAGAGACAGAAAAAGAAGAGCCAGCAGAGAAGAAGCUGAGCCACAAAGAGAAGAAGAAGUUGAAGAAGCAGCAGGAGUAUGAAAAGCAGAUGGAGAUGCUGACCAAGAAGGGUGGCCAGGGGCACAGCGAGCUUGACGCCAACUUUACCGUCAGCCAGGCGCAGAAGUCUGCGGGUCAAAUGGCAGCCUUAGAGAACGCUGUGGACAUAAAAGUGGAGAACUUCACGAUCAGUGCGAAAGGCAAGGAUUUGUUUGUGAAUGCGAAUCUAUUGAUUGCCAACGGCCGCAGGUACGGUGUGGUUGGGCCCAACGGUCAUGGAAAGACCACGUUAUUGCGACAUUUGGCCCAAAGAGCCUUCCCAUUGCCGCCGCACAUCGACAUUCUGCUCUGUGAACAGGAAGUUACUGCCGACGACAAAAGCGCCGUCGAAACUAUAUUGGAAGCUGACGUGAAGAGAACUGAGCUGCUAAACGAGUGUAAGGAGUUAGAAGCUGAAACUGAAAAAGGCAACAUGAGUGUACAGGAUCGAUUGAAUGAGGUGUACUCGGAGUUGAAGGCGAUCGGUGCGGACUCAGCGGAGCCGCGCGCGCGCCGCAUCUUAGCGGGGUUGGGGUUCAGCCGCGAGAUGCAGAACCGCGCCACCAAGAACUUCUCCGGUGGCUGGCGGAUGAGGGUCUCGCUUGCCAGGGCGCUGUACAUAGAGCCUACAUUACUGUUACUCGACGAACCUACGAAUCACUUGGAUCUCAACGCUGUCAUUUGGUUAGAUAAUUACCUUCAAGGCUGGAAGAAGACUCUGCUGGUAGUAUCUCACGACCAGUCGUUCUUAGACAAUGUGUGCAAUGAAAUCAUACAUCUAGACCAGCAGAAGUUGUUCUACUACAAGGGCAACUAUUCUAUGUUCAAGAAGAUGUACGCGCAGAAGAAGAAAGAAAUGUUAAAGGAAUAUGAGAAGCAAGAGAAGAAAUUGAAGGAAAUGAAGGCUCACGGACAGUCUAAGAAAGCAGCCGAGAAGAAGCAGAAGGAAGCUCUGACUCGCAAGCAGGAGAAGAACCGCAGCAAGGCGCAGCGCGAGGAGGAGGAGGGCCCGGCGCCGGCCGCGCUGCUGCAGAAGCCGCGCGACUACGUCGUCAAGUUCUCCUUCCCAGACCCACCGCCGCUGCAGCCGCCCAUACUCGGCCUGCACAACGUGGACUUCAACUUCCCCGGCCAGAAGCCUCUAUUCAAGGACGUGGACUUCGGCAUCGACCUGAGCUCGCGUAUCGCCAUCGUUGGCCCCAACGGGGUCGGCAAGUCCACCUUCCUCAAGCUGCUCGUCGGAGAACUCAGCCCUAUUCGAGGGGAGCUCAUCAGGAACCACAGACUGCGGAUAGGUCGCUUCGACCAGCAUUCGGGUGAGCACCUGACGGCGGAGGAGUCGCCAGUUGAAUACCUGCAGCGGUUGUUCGGCUUGCAGUACGAGAAGGCGCGCAAGGCGCUGGGCACAUUCGGGCUUGCCAGCCACGCGCACACCAUCAAGAUGAAGGACCUCAGCGGCGGGCAGAAGGCGCGCGUCGCGCUCGCCGAGCUGACGCUCAUGGCGCCCGAUGUCGUCAUCCUGGACGAGCCGACGAACAACCUGGACAUCGAGAGUAUAGACGCGCUGGGAGACGCAAUCAACGCGUACAAGGGCGGCGUGGUGAUCGUAUCCCACGACGAGCGGCUCAUCCGAGAGACUGACUGCGCGCUAUACGUCAUCGAGGACCAGACCAUCAAUGAGGUUGACGGAGACUUCGACGACUAUAGGAAGGAACUCCUGGAGAGUCUCGGAGAGACCAUCAACUCGCCCUCGAUCGCCGCCAACGCCGCCGUACUGCAAUAGACGUCCGUAUUUACUUCAUACGAUCCUUACUACAUCACCCUCUUGGUUUCAACUACAAACUAUUAUAGUGCUGUACCUUAUAGGUGCUACGCCCACUGGAACUCCACUGCGGGAUGGUGGAGAUAUUUGUUCCAAAACUCUUUGAUCUUGCUAUCUGCAUCUUUUUAUUCAUCCCACGACGAGCGAUCCUAUUAUAGAUGGAACCGAUCACACAAGUGCCUCGGGUUUGUAACAAUAAGUAUGCCUUCCGCUGGACUCACACAUCGAAACAUUUUCAGUUCAUUCAUUAUUAAUAUAAUGAUAAUUUUAACCAUUUUCAAUGAGAUAUACAUAUUUUGCAAUGUAAUUUAAAUUAAUUCUAAUCAAAUGUUGUAAGUGUUAUAAAAUAAGUUUUAAUAGCAUGCUGACUGAAGAUCUAUAACCAGCGCAAGUUUGCAGUUUAAAUAAUUGUUGUGAAGUGAAUUGAAUUCAAUAUCGAAAUCAAAUAAUUUAUUUUAUUUGGUGUUUAACUUUUAGUUUUUAACCUCACAGUUAUUACUGAUUAUGUAGCUGUGAUCUGCAUACUCCUACGUUUGUAUUCGAAUUUUAGUGUAAAAAUGUCUAUAAAAUAUUUAUACGAAUACAUUUUGUUACAAAAACAAA
This is a messenger RNA of Pectinophora gossypiella (pink bollworm), 3506 nucleotides long. RefSeq names its product ATP-binding cassette sub-family F member 1. The coding region runs from base 120 to 2864 and encodes 914 amino acids. The transcript is spliced from 19 exons. The record is from RefSeq and is a predicted model, not a curated record. NCBI's taxonomy places the organism in Eukaryota, Metazoa, Arthropoda, Insecta, Lepidoptera, Gelechiidae. Gene Ontology annotation, molecular function: ATP hydrolysis activity; ATP binding.